Molecule: messenger RNA, 1117 nt
Organism: Daucus carota subsp. sativus
Lineage: Eukaryota; Viridiplantae; Streptophyta; Magnoliopsida; Apiales; Apiaceae
Product: probable bifunctional TENA-E protein
Exons: 3
Coding region: 106-813 (235 amino acids)
Cellular component (GO): cytosol
Source: RefSeq, a predicted model, not a curated record
AAUAUUGAGCAUAUACACAAUGACAAACACAAAGAAAGAUACACACUAUCAGACACCUCACGGAAAAAAAGUUAUACAAUCAGACAGAAAAAAAACAUAGGGGGAAUGGAGCUGGAGGCAAGUGAAGUUGAAGCUGAGAAAUUCAAGUCCAAGAAAACAAACAUAACAGAUUCAUGGAUGAAAAAACACAGUUCAAUCUACAAAGAAGCUACAAGACACCCUUUUAUUCUUAGCAUUCGAGAUGGCACAAUUGAUUCUCCUUCCUUCAAGAAAUGGCUGGGACAGGAUUACAUAUAUGUCAGAGCCUUUGUCCCUUUCGUUGCAAGUGUCUUGGUGAAAGCUUGCAAUGAAUUAGAUGAUAGUUCAGAUACGGACAUUAUUCUAGGUGGUUUGGCCUCUCUAAAUGAUGAGAUUACAUGGUUCAAGGAAGAAGCUUCUAAAUGGGAGGUUUCAUUGACAAGUGUUGUUCCACAAAGAGCAAAUCUCAUGUACUGCAGCUUUCUGAAGAGUCUGAUGAGGUCAGAAAUUGAAUAUACAGUAGCAGUCACUGCAUUUUGGGCUAUUGAAACCGUUUAUCAAGACAGCUUUUCUCACUGUCUGGAAGAUGGAUCUAAAAUUCCAGAAGAACUCAGAGAGACUUGCCAAAGAUGGGGUAAUAAUGGCUUCGGUCAGUAUUGCCAUUUCCUCCAGAAUAUAGUUGACCGUUGUUUGGAAAAGGCAUCAAUUGAUAUUAUUGCAAAAGCUGAACGAGUUUUCAUAACAGUCCUUGAACAUGAGGUCGAGUUUUGGAACAUGAGCAAGGGGGAAAUCUAAGUGCUUAUAGAUGUAUGUGGUUACCGUAUAUUCAUAGAGAGGUGACAGUUUUCGGCUUUUUGGUGCUCCUCCGUAUCUUCUACAAUAAAUAGUUUCUGUAUGCUAAGCCUUAGUUUUAUGGGACCCUUGUCAAUUGUCAUAUGUAUUUCAGUAUUUGUCUGGUUUCCACAAGGAUUACGUAAGAGUACUCGUUUUCCAGUGUGUAUUACUUCAGUUCUUUCCUCGAAUAAUGUACGCAAGAAAAGUAUAUUCUGAGCAGUGUCUCGAGCAAUCUUGCCUGGAUUCACCAUUGUCUUUUUGCCCU